Molecule: messenger RNA, 1967 nt
Organism: Cylicocyclus nassatus
Lineage: Eukaryota; Metazoa; Nematoda; Chromadorea; Rhabditida; Strongylidae
Source: the annotation of a GenBank genome assembly
AUGAACGGCUUCAGCAACGGAUGCAACGGAACUACCUAUACUACUCGCAAGUCCAAAAGACUUAUCGUCGAUUCGCCGCAUGUUCGACGCGAUGGUGACGAGGUAGAAACGAAAUUCAUCUAUCGGAAAAAUCACUUCUUUCGCACCACCGAUGGAUUGAAGGUUACCCCAAAGGAGCAUGAGUACCUGUUCAAAACCCAGCUUAAACCAAAGAAGACAGGUCUCUUACUCGUUGGUCUUGGUGGGAAUAAUGGAUCCACAUCUGUUGGAGCAAUUUUCGCUAACAAAAAGCAUAUGACAUGGCGUACGAAAGAAGGAGUACAAGCGGCUAACUAUUUUGGCUCCUUCACACAAUCAUCAACCAUACACCUUGGUUGGGAUGGAGAGGAACAGAUCCAUGUUCCCUUCAAGGAGAUCAUUCCGAUCCUUUCACCUGACGAUCUCAUCAUAGAUGGCUGGGACAUCAACAACAAGAAUCUCUACGAGGCAAUGCUACGAGCUAAGGUUUUCGAACCAGAACUUCAAGAGAAGCUUCGUCCUUAUAUGGAGGCAAUAGUGCCAAUGCCUUCUAUCUACUAUCCUGAUUUCAUAGCUGCUAACCAAGGAGACAGGGUGAACAACAUAAUCCCAGGAAAAAACAAACAACAGCAUUUGGAGCAUAUUCGGCAAGACAUUCGUAACUUCAAGCAGAAACAUGACCUAGAAUGUGUAAUCGUGCUCUGGACUGCAAAUACAGAACGCUACACAGACGUCGUUGAUGGGCUGAACAUGACUGCGGAUCAAAUUCUAACUUCCAUCGCAGCUAGCGCCGAUGAGAUCUCUCCAUCCAACAUUUUUGCCGUGGCUGCAAUCCUCGAAGGAGCUCACUAUAUAAAUGGAUCGCCACAAAAUACGUUGGUGCCAGGAAUCAUAGAAUUAGCAAGACAGCACAACGUCUUCGUUGGCGGUGAUGAUUUCAAAUCUGGGCAGACAAAGAUCAAAUCUGCCCUAGUUGACUUUCUUGUCAGCAGUGGACUCAAGCCAGAGUCCAUAGUCUCCUACAAUCAUUUGGGAAACAACGAUGGAAAAAACCUCAGCGAGGCUAGACAAUUCAGAUCCAAGGAAAUCUCGAAAUCCUCUGUGGUCGACGACAUGGUCCAGUCCAACAGGAUUCUAUAUCCAGAUGGCAAAAAUCCCGACCACUGCAUCGUAAUCAAAUAUGUACCGUUUGUUGGUGACUCGAAAAGAGCCAUGGACGAGUAUAUCUGCAGCAUCUUUAUGGGUGGUCGCCAGACUUUCGUCAUUCAUAACACAUGCGAAGACUCCUUGCUUGCUUCUCCGCUCAUCUAUGAUUUAGCCAUUCUCACUGAGCUAGCUACACGAAUCCGCUACGCUGACGCAGCAGAUGGACAAUUCCGAACUUUUCACGAGGUACUUUCGAUGCUAUCACUGCUACUCAAAGCGCCAGUGGUCCCAGCAGGUACACCCGUCAGCAAUGCGUUUAUGCGACAAUUCGCCUCGCUAACAAAGCUCAUCACGGUGCUUGCCGGUGUGGCCAGCGACACCGAUAUGCAAAUCGAGUUCUUCACUCAACUACCAAAGGCAAUGGAUACGCUUGACCAGUUUACAGUGAAAGGAAUGUGAAAGACAACCACUGAGGAUGACGCUCCUACAAGUUACCGUGUUCAAUAUGAGCUUAAAGUAGAUAUUCUCAGAGUUUGUUAUUUAUUGUGAAUCAAGUAUGUUGUUAUGGUUUUCAAUUCGUACAUAGAUGCUCUUGUGACCAAUGAGUCUAGUGCAGUUAGGCAGAGCAGGAAUUUUUUUCUUCUAUAAACACAUACUGUAAAAAACAGCACCUGAGGUUCGUCGCUUUUUCGUUUUUUGUACUGCAAAAUACCAAACUGCACUAUCUUCGUUUGCUUCCCUCCAUGGUCAGAAGUCCCAACAAGAUCCUCAGCUGCCUGUAAGCAAGAAAAUAAAAGGCAAUU